Messenger RNA from Diuraphis noxia (Russian wheat aphid), 3082 nucleotides. RefSeq lists its product as uncharacterized. Gene Ontology annotation, biological process: regulation of transcription by RNA polymerase II. Lineage: Eukaryota; Metazoa; Arthropoda; Insecta; Hemiptera; Aphididae. The record is from RefSeq and is a predicted model, not a curated record. Gene Ontology annotation, molecular function: DNA-binding transcription factor activity, RNA polymerase II-specific; RNA polymerase II cis-regulatory region sequence-specific DNA binding.
GCCCCGGUAAAAUUACAGGUUGACCGACUACAAUCCUGCCGAUUAUAACGGAGUGAUGUACAUAUACUCACCCGGACCCAGCGGUGACUGCAGCGGCCAAGUGAUGGAUGUCCCGCAACAGCAUCAGCAACAGCAGCAAAACAACCAUCACCUCGUCCAGCUACAGCAGCAACAAUUACAGCUGCAACUGCAACAACUGCAACAGCAGCAACAGCAACAGCAACAGAUAUCUCCGCCGGCUAGCCCACCGGACGACAGCGACGACGGGAACGCCAUCGUGGAUUCCAAGUUCUUGGUGCGUCAGUUGAUGGCCUCUACGACAACGACGGCGACGGCGUCACCGGCGACGCUCUUGUCAGCGACCAACGCGGCUCCUGCGGCCCUCGCCGGCGGCCACCCACACAAACAACCGACGCCAGCGGCAGCAACCGCGGCCGCUGUUUCCGCGGCAUACACGGCGGCCAUGAUGACGCCUCCGUCGUCACCGCCUGAAGAUGGUGUAAAAAUGGUGGCGAAGCCGACCGCCGGUGGCCAACGAUCGUCGAGGCGGACGGGAGGCGUCGGCGACCGGCGGCCGCAACGCGCUAAAAAGACGUCGGCCAACCACUCGUGUGGUCACCCGGGAUGCGGAAAGACUUACACAAAGAGCUCGCACCUCAAGGCGCACCUGCGCACGCACACGGGUGAAAAACCGUACCAGUGCUAUUGGAACGGGUGCGGUUGGAAGUUCGCCCGGUCCGAUGAGCUGACCCGGCACUUCCGCAAGCACACCGGCGACCGGCCGUUCAAGUGCAGGCUGUGCGACCGCGCAUUCUCCAGGUCCGAYCACCUGUCGCUGCACAUGAAACGGCACAACGUCUAGUAGGGGACGUGCCUAAAUGAAAUCGGAAUAAACAACUGACCAUCGAUUUUUUUUUUUUUUUUUGCAAAUUUUACCCACAGCAGAAAAACAAUUUAUUUUUACCACGACUGUCGUUAUACCAGUGUAGUAUAUCGCACGUUGUUUCUUAUUUUUUUUUUUUGAUUUUCUUCGUUAUUGUGUGCCAUGCAAUUAUAAUGCGUUCCCAUAAUACAUAUUAUACCUGUACACAACUCUUGUACACUACAAUAGCCGUAACUAUAUUGUAUUACAUGAUAAUAAUAACAAUUAUUAUUAUUAUGUUUUACAUAAUAUAUAUAUAUUAUACAUAAUUUUUUUUUUAUAUUCUUAUUUAGCAGUAGUAAUAAUACAAUAUGGUAUGAUAGAGUAGGUAGGUAGUGUUAUUACUUACGCGUAGGUGGUAAUAAUAAUAAUAUUAUACACCGUUGUAAUGAACUUGUACAUUUCUUUUUCCAUCAUUMUUUUAUUGCCCGGCUGGUCUGACGACGGUGCCCACUCGUAAACAGUGUAUGAUAUUAAACAUUAUAUUAAUAAUAAUAAUAGGGGCCGGAGGAGAAGUAUUGGCAACAUAGUUCCUUCUCCGGUCCUCGAUACCAUAGAAAAAAAAAAAUAAUAAUAAUAAUAAUUGUAAAACGUGUUCAAACGUUGCAUCCGCGAUUACAUGUAAAAUACGAUCCGGACGCGCGUGAUGUGUCGUCGGCUGUAUAUUAUUAUUAGGUACUAUAUCGAGUGAGACGACGUCUAUAAAGUCAUGCGGUGCGGACGGGUCCGUGUCCAAAGUCUUUGGCAUUAUAGUGAACGGGUCAAUCGGUGUCUCGUCGUGGAAAACCUACUCCGGGAAAAUCCAUCUACUACCACGCACGUUAUUUUCCGCACCGAAUUUAAUUUGUUUCGCGAAAACGUAUCGUACACCGAUCGUCGUUAUUUUUGUCCAGUGUUUAUAUUUUUUAGGGUUCGACGCUAAUGUGGCGGAUGUCCUCGUUCCGCCCUCCAACCGGUACCCUAAYCGCAAGUCGCAUCACUUUCCUCGCUAUUUAUCACGACAACAUUACGUUUAAACAAGAAAAUCGCUCGUAACACAAUAUAUAUAUAUCACAAUAUUUAACAAGAUUAUUCGAAAAACGUUUAAAUUUAUUAUUUCUGCACUAGCACGGCGUGGUGUUCCUCUACCAAAACCACGAGCCUAACCUCAGCUACUUUACAAGGUUUAGGCGUCGCACGCUAAUCGAGUUUUUUUUUUWWAAAUCCGUCGUCACCAAAYGGUGUAUAAURUGCUCUCUUUAWCCACUCUGUAUAUAAUAAUAWAGAAAYCACCAGAUGAUCUCUCUUCGCCGGAAGAAUGCCACAUAAAUGUUAUGAUUUCGCGCAAUCGCUGUCGUUUUUAUAUACCGUUUGUCGUGUUCUUGAAAAACCAUUUCGAAUUUCACGCCGUUGCUUAUUGCUAUUAUCAUUAGCCACACUCGCGUGUUUAAUCCCCUCGGCGUCUCCAGACACGUGUCUACGUCUUAAUACCUAUACGUAGAUUUAUUAUUUUUCAUCAAAAUUUCACGCCAUCGUUCUCAUAUAUAUAUAUAUAUAUGUAUUCAUAAUCCAACGGUUUUUAUCCUCACCGACUCAAGUUCGAAUUCUGACACGUCUUAGGCCCAAGGAUAUAGCGUCUUCGAUARAUAUCUGGACCAAAAACAUUAAAAUACACCACAUACAAUGUUGUAAUUUUAUAAAUAUUUAACAUUUUAAUAUUGAUUUCCAUUUGGAUGUAAUAAUAGGUAUUUUUUUCCCCAAAAAAAUUAAAAAACGUUUAUUCGUUUGUUUUCCAAAAGACCUUAUUCUGUUUUGCCCGAGACCUAUAUUUUAUAAUAUUUUACAAUAUACACGCUGCUUGGAGAGAUAUUUUUCCAUUUUCCACACACAAUAAUAUUAUUCCCUACAACGGUCUGCGAUGACCUGCAACGCAAACCUAUCCAAGUAUCGUAAACACAGCAAACACACGCUUGAGCUACACUCCCUUCGAACCCSUCAAACGCAACACUGUUCUGUACGAUCACAGGCGACGAUAACAACCGCUAAACCAUCGACGUGUCUCGGAAAAAAUUACUCCUCUCUUAGCGACAUUUAUUCGACCGUCGUCGUCGUUUUCUGCAGUCGACUAGGAAUUCUCAAUCCACUAUUCUAUUGAAACAUCGACUAUAAUCGAGAGUUAAC